Molecule: messenger RNA, 1377 nt
Organism: Peniophora sp. CBMAI 1063
Lineage: Eukaryota; Fungi; Basidiomycota; Agaricomycetes; Russulales; Peniophoraceae
Source: the annotation of a GenBank genome assembly
AUGGAUCUCGCCUUUCCGAGCAUAUUCCGCGAUACAAAUGACAAUCAGCCUGAUGUAACCCCCUCCAUGGAAGACCUUCCUGAUCUACUCCGCAUAGACACGCUUUCCAAAGUAACACUGUCAACUCCAUCGGGUGUGGACACUGUGACGAACACGCUCGCUCAUCUCGACAGGGCGCAGGACUGGCUACAUCGCCUUUCGCGGACCUUUCAACUUCGGUCCGAUCACCUCACUGCCUACCGCAACAGUCAAAUGAACGGAGGGCUGCCUAUCGCGCGAUUACCGGUGGAGGUGCUCCGGAUCAUAUUCGAAUACGACGCCGCAUCACACGGUCUCUGGACUUCCGAAUUUGGCGAGAGUUGGAUGAGGCUCGGCGCGGUCUGUCGCCAUUGGCGACUGGUGUUGUUCGACACGUCAAACAUAUGGGCAGACGACCUCUUUGGACUGGGCAUUUCCGCAGUGUCCGAUUUGCUGCCUUUCACCAAGAAUGCCCCGCUGAACAUCAUACUCCCGUACUCUCCACCGCUGGACCACAUCGAGGGCAUAUAUAAGAUGAUGACCCGCGCUUGGCACUUCUCCGGCGAAAUCCCUCUGCAAGAGGAUCUUCGUAACGUCAUCGACAUCUUGGCCCGCAAGUCCUUUCCCUAUCUGGAGUCUCUGCGCCUCGAGUUCGAAUACGAAGAUAACAGGACACAACAGCGCAAAUCUCGCAUUAAACCCAUGGCGAAUUGUCCCAAUCUGAAGCAUCUGAGCCUGGCCAACUUCUACAUGACGCCGCCAGUGCCUAACCAGCUGGUAUCCCUUGCCAUCCACUUCGAGAAGAAGGGCGAUAACUCACGCCACUCGGCGACGGAGAAACCGACACUGGAUAUGAUGGUAGAAGUUCUAUCUGGGAAUCCUACAUUGUGUGACCUACUCCUCUACAACUCCUGUACAAAGGCCCCUCGGCCAAUAUCAUCGCUAAAACGCAUACUGCUUCCCAACCUGACGUCGAUCAACCUGCAUCAUCCCGGCGCGUUGUCUUCGAACCUACUCGAUCACCUGUGGUUGCCCGCUCUAGAUGACGCUACACUAUCUUGGGAGACACCAGGGCUCGGUCACGACGACGGUCACGACGAAGGCACGCAGGUUUACAAGAGCUUGCUCUACGCUUGGGCUCAGCCUUCCACGGAUCCCAUGGAGAAAACACUUAUUUUGCCGGUCGAAGGUCAUGCAUGCAGGGAUAUGCACGCCAGACAGGAGCAAUUCUCGCUCGCCCUAAAGGACGUGAAUGGUGCGCUGAAGGGCGGAUACCAGAUAAGACGUGAGAGCACGAUGUCCGAAGGUGUUCAAGUACUUCCAUAUAAUUACGUGUUCAGACGUGAGAUACAGAGCUGA